AAAAAAAGAAAUGCGAUGGUGUUCUGUGUAAUUUUCUAUGGUUCCACCUUUAACAACCAAACGAAAAAAGUGAAAAAUUUAUGAUCAUAACCCAUCUCUUAAAUUUGCUGAGCCGUUUAAAUAAAAUACUCGUUUUCAAUAGCUUUAGCAUCCCACGAUGAGCCCAGUACAUAGUAUGGAUUCAGCUGAGGGGCCCUUGGUGAAAAGGGCCCGCAAAUCAUACCCAGACAAUAACAGAUCAGUAUCGCUAUUUUCAGUAUCUGCGAGACAUCCACUUAAUGUGAAGCCAGGUGGGAACUCAUUGUUAGCCAAUUCAAUCGAUUUCAAGCCUUCUAAAUCACAACAAAUGGGUGAUUUCGAGAGAUUCCCUGAAGAAUUGCUAAUGGAGAUGUUUUCUUAUAUUCAAGAUCCAAAAUCAUUGAUGAGAUUAAGUCAUACUUCAAGAAUAAUGUAUGCAUAUUUAUAUGAUGAAGAGAUCUGGCGUAAGUUGAACACCCAUAAAGUGCUUGAAGGGGAAAGAAUCAAUCAGCAAUCAGAAACACUACCUUGGAAAGGUUCAUGGCGUUGUACCCUUUUAAGACUUGAAGAGUCAAAAGAAGCAAAAUUACAACUAAAGGACAAUUUAUUAUGCUCGGAUAUUUUAUAUCGUCCAUUUCAAUGUUCAAAAGUCGAUUAUAGUACUUUAUUCAGCAAAAUCAUUAAAGAGGAAUCAGUAUACCAUCAAGAUUCUUUAAAUGGAGAUUUCGAUCAUACUUUGCUACCAAGUGGUCGUAUUGCCAGAUUAGCUGAAUCUCAAUUAACUUUGAAUGAGUUUAAUGAGAAUUGGUCAAACAAGCCGUUUAUAUUAACUAAUGAAAAUGAAAAUAGAUGGCCAGUUUGGACUUUGAAUCAAUUAUUGGAAAGGUUUCCUGAAGUCAAAUUUAGACAAGAAGUGGUUCAAUGGCCAUUGAAGUUAUACUCGGAAUAUCUUGCCAACAAUAAAGAUGAAAGUCCUUUAUACUUAUUUGAUUGCAAUAGUAUGGCAAUGAAAUCUUUAAAGCAAGAAUACGCUCCUCCAAAAAUUUUCCAACCAGAUUUUUUCAAAACUUUUAAUCAUUUUUCAAGUAAACCCUGUCGUCCAGAUUAUGCCUGGCUUAUCAUUGGGCCCAAAAGAUCUGGUUCCACCUUCCACAAAGACCCGAAUAGUACUUCUGCUUGGAAUGCAGCUAUAUCGGGACGCAAAUUAUGGGUAAUGUUGCCUCCCGGAACAACUCCACCGGGAGUUGGUACCGACGAAGAAGAAAGUGAAGUAACAUCACCAGUGGGUAUUGCAGAAUGGGUUAUAUCGGGAUUCUUCAAUGAUUCUUUAAAAAUAGAAUCAUGUCAAAUUGGUAUAACGUUUCCUGGUGAAUGUAUGUAUGUUCCAGCUGGUUGGUGGCAUUCAGUUAUUAACCUUGAUGAUUCCAUUGCUUUAACUCAAAAUUUCGUUCCACAAUCCCAGUUAUGUAAAGUUUUAAAUUUUUUAAAGAAUAAACAUGGUCAAAUAAGUGGAUUUAAACCUAAAAAUGUUAAAUUAGUUAUGGAUGAGAUUCUCAAAUCAGAUAAGGAUAUAAAUAAUGAAACAUUAUCAAAAUUGAGAGAAUACACUUCUAUAUUCGAAUCAUUAGACCCUCACUUACAAGAAGAAGAUUGUGGAGAGAUCACCAGUGAAAAACUCCCUCCAAUGCCAAUAUUUGAACUUUUUAGUCAAUUAAUGAUCUUAGGUGACAACAAACAAGAACUUGAGGCUGGUUUAGAAAAAUUAGUCAAAUUAGAGAAAAACGAGUUAAUGAAAAAGACCGGGAAAAGUGAAAUGUGGACGAAACUCACUGAUGAAAAACAAGAAUCUGUUGGGUUUUCAUUUGGAUUCGGAUUUGAUGAAAGUGAUGAUGAGUAAGUAUAAUUUAUAGAUUAAUAGAUAUUUUUUUGCAUUCAUUUUACUUGCUGCAAGUAGGAUAAUUUCGCAGGUGAGCAAAAAUAUGGAGUGACUAAGAGGCAGAGAGAAGAAAAAAAAAAUGAA
Messenger RNA from Hyphopichia burtonii NRRL Y-1933, 2038 nucleotides. RefSeq lists its product as uncharacterized. Gene Ontology annotation, cellular component: nucleus. Bases 158 to 1915 code for a protein of 585 amino acids. The record is from RefSeq and is a predicted model, not a curated record. Gene Ontology annotation, molecular function: protein binding; cis-regulatory region sequence-specific DNA binding. The transcript has a single exon. NCBI's taxonomy places the organism in Eukaryota, Fungi, Ascomycota, Pichiomycetes, Serinales, Debaryomycetaceae.